AUGGAGUCUGUGACACUUGCGGCGUGCGGCGCACCGGAGGGCAUCAGGACCGAAGUGUUGCUCCAGGCAACCGCUGCGGACCCGGGGAACGAAGAGCUGGGGGUGGCGACCUCCGUGCACGGGCCGUCGAACGAGGUGACGGCAGAAUCGGGCGAAGACCUGACCCCGGAAACCAUCCGCGCCGCCGAAGAGCGCUUGGACAAACUUUCAUUACGUAGCGUCUCUCUACCGGCGGCUCCAGUCCUCGUGUUCUCGAUCGACGGCCCUAUCAAACGUUUCGUCGAGAUACCUGACGACAGUCCUCCGCGGAAAUCUGGCAGACAGGACAAUGGUGGAGAUAGGGAGCCACUCAACUUGAAGAUGUGGAUGGUGAAGAAUAUGGCGGCGCUGGGCUUGGCAUUUAUGGUCCACUACAUAGCGAUGAAGGGUGCCAAUAACCUGCAGAGCUCUGUCAACGCGGAGGGGGGUCUGGGCACCUCGGCGCUCACUGCUUACUACUCCGCAUUUAUUUUCUCCAACGCCUUCUUGCCUGUCAUUAUCAUAAGGUGGCUGGGCUGUAAAUGGACGAUGGCGGCGGGCAUCUUGGGCUACGUGCCGUACAUGGCGGCGCAGUUCUGGCCGUCGUUCUGGACGCUGGUUCCGGGCGCGCUGCUGGCCGGACUGAGCGCGGGCCCGCUGUGGUGCGCGCAGAGCACCUACCUCAGCCACGUCACCGGCCACUACGCCGACGCCACCCCGCCGGCGCCUGGCCGCCGCGACGCGCUCAUGGUGCGCAGUUUCGGCGCCUUCUACAUGCUGUACCAGAUGAGCCAGGUCUGGGGGAACCUCAUCUCCUCUGCAGUGCUGUCCCUGGACGACCACGCUAUCGAAGCGGUGGCGCCCACGACGCCGGCGUCGCCGACGCCGCGCUGGUCGGGGGCGGCAGCGUGGCCGCGGUCGCCACCCAACGCGACGCAACCCAAAGAGGUGUGCGGCGCGCGCUUCUGCCCCCUGGCGUCGCGCGGGCCCGAGGCUCACGGGCCUCCGCUAGAGGUCUCUGGCAUAUUCGUCAUCACCGCCAUCUUCAUCGGCUGCAUCGUGGCCGCCUCCGCUACCGUCGCCUUGUUCGUAGACGCCAUAGACAGGAAAAAACAAAAUGACAAAGGAUCUUCAGGUGUGAAGCUCUUAGUAACAACAAUGAAGUUAUUGAAGAACCGGAAACAACUUCUCCUCCUCCCAAUAACAAUGUGGCUUGGCGUCCAGGAUGCUUUUGUUUCUGCUGAAUACACAUCUGCAUAUGUUACUUGUGGAUGGGGAAUCCAGAACAUUGGAUACGUGAUGAUAUGUUUUGGUGUGACCAACUCAGCAUCAGCACUGUUACUUGGAUGGGCCGUCAAGAUCACUGGCCGCCUACCCAUAAUGGUGGCAUCAUUUGCCCUUCAUGUGGCCAUAUUAGCAACAUUAUUAAUCUGGUAUCCACAUCCAACGAAUCACACAGUUUACUUUGUCAUUGCUGGUCUUUGGGGAAUUACAGAUGGGGUGUGGCAAGCACAAGUCAAUGCACUUUAUGGACUCACCUUCCCUGGUAAGGAGGAGGCAGCAUAUAGCAGCUUCAGAUUGUUUGAAUCGCUUGGUUACAUAAUUGCCUACAGUUACAGUGCAUGGCUUUGCACUUACAUAAAAAUAUAUAGUGUGCUUGGUUUGUUAAUCCUUGGAUUUGCUGGGUAUCUAGUCAUUGAAAUAGGAGUGAUCCACAAACAGAAAAGCUCUUGCAAGUAG
Molecule: messenger RNA, 1758 nt
Organism: Schistocerca nitens (vagrant locust)
Lineage: Eukaryota; Metazoa; Arthropoda; Insecta; Orthoptera; Acrididae
Product: UNC93-like protein
Exons: 6
Coding region: 1-1758 (585 amino acids)
Biological process (GO): regulation of muscle contraction; regulation of potassium ion transport
Cellular component (GO): plasma membrane; striated muscle dense body
Molecular function (GO): potassium channel regulator activity
Source: RefSeq, a predicted model, not a curated record